AUGCCUGGAAUAAAACGCCGUGUUGAAUCCGGCGACGAUCACGGUGGGAAACGAGCCAAAGUAAAGGAUGCGGCUGCUUCGACAGAGACGAAAAGUGCCAAAAAGACCUAUACUCCUCCAUCCUUCAAAAAGAAGGGCAUUACCAUUGGAGCGCGAAAGUUGAACAAGAAGAAAAAGGCUGCAAAAGAACGCGCAAAAGAACAAGCGAAAGAACGCGAAAAAAAGGACAAGAAGAAACACCGUGACGAGGAUGAGGAGCCCGAUUCGGAAGAAGACUCUGACGUCUCCGAAGAUUCGGACGUAGAUAUGGAUGAUAGUGGAGAGGACGAAGAUGGGGAUGAGGAGAGUGCAACGGAGGAAACUGGAAAAGAGGAGAAGUCUGUUGCAAAGAGUAAUGGAUCUAAGGCGAACGGAGUUGAAAAGAGCACAUCUUCUCGCGAAGCGCACGCCAAGCAAAAAGCCAUAACGCAGGAACGCAAGGCGGCAAAGCCAAACGCGGAUUUGAUCGCUCGAUCGAAAAAGAUCUGGGAACGAUUGCGCCUCAAAACGAACAUUUCCAAGGAAGAACGACAACAAUUGCUUGCUGAGUUGUACGAAAUUAUCACCGGACGAGUGAGCGAUUUCGUCUUCAAACAUGAUGCAGUACGGGUCAUUCAGACGGCAUUGAAAUAUUCCACUAUAGAACAACGGAAGCAGAUUGCGCGGGAGCUUAAAGGGCGCUAUCGGUCCGUAGCUGAGAGUCGAUAUGGAAAGUUCUUGCUCGGAAAGAUACUGGUACACGGUGAUACGGAAGUCAGAGAUAUGAUAAUCCCUGAGUUCUACGGAAACGUCAAACGACUAAUGAGACACCCGGAGGCGUCUUGGAUUCUCGACGACAUCUACCGGACCGUCGCUACCAAAGAACAAAAGGCCAAUUUACUGCGAGAAUGGUACGGCCCAGAGUUUACCAUCUUCAAGGAAGAGAGCGGAUCCGUGCCUUCGGCAGAUUUGUCGCAGAUCUUGGCUGAAAACCCUGAGAAGAAAGCGCCCAUCUUGCACAAUCUGUAUGAACUCAUCAACCAAUUGGUGCAGAAAAAGACUACUGGAUUCACCAUGUUGCAUGAUGCUAUGCUGCAAUACUUUUUGAACGUGACGCCGGGUAGUUUUGAAGCCAACGAAUUCAUUGAACUGAUCAAAGGAGACGAAGAGGGUGACCUUGCCAAGAAUAUGGCGUUUACGAAAUCGGGAGCAAGGUUGAUGUGCCUUUGCCUGGCCUACUCUUCUGCCAAGGACCGCAAGGUGUUGCUACGGUUUUACCGUGAGACCAUUAAGAUGAUGGCAAGCGACGUCCACGGGCACAUGGUCUUAUUGACUGCGUUUGAGGUCAUCGAUGACACCAAACUUACUUCCAAGAUCAUAUUUCCUGAGCUCUUGAAUCAAGAUCUCGCUGAGUCGGCCCGCCAUGACGAGCUGCUGCAACAGGUGAAUGAUCUCACAGCACGAAUUCCUGUGCUCUACUUGUUUGCGGGAGACAAGGUCAAGUGGCUGCUCACAGGCGCCGAUCAAGAGAUCCUGAAGGAAAUUCGUGAGAUCAGAACUCAGACUUCGAAGAAGGAGCCGUCUAUUCGGCGCCAGGAGCUCAUCAAAGCGGCAAGCCCGACUCUGCUCGAAUUUAUUGCUUCGCGGGCAGAGGCUCUCAUGGAAACCAGCUUUGGAUGCCAAUUUAUUACGGAAGUGCUCUUUGAUGCCGACGGAGACAAGUCCGCUGCGUUGACUGCUGUUGCAGUUGCCGCCAAAUCCAAGCCCGAGGUCAAGGAUUCUCCUUUCAUCGGGCGGAUGCUGAAGUCGCUUGUUCAGGGUGGCAGGUUCAACAAUCAAGAAAAAGUGGUCGAGAAAGUGAAUCCACCACUUCGGUUUCACUCUUUACUCUACGACAACAUCAAAGAUGACAUUAUGACCUGGACGGUUGGGUCCCACCCGUUUGUGAUCGUGGCACUGGUGGAGUCGGACGACUUCGACAAGAAAGAGGAGUUGCUGAAGACAUUGAAGAAGAACAAGAAAGCCCUGGAGCAGGCAGCCGCACCAGCAAAAGAAGCCUCCGGCGAUGGAAAGAAGAAACCUGGUCCUACGAGCAGCGGAGCCAAGCUCUUACUGGAGAAACUCCAAUAA
Rasamsonia emersonii CBS 393.64 is the source of this 2148-nucleotide messenger RNA. RefSeq lists its product as uncharacterized. Gene Ontology annotation, biological process: regulation of translation. The record is from RefSeq and is a predicted model, not a curated record. Gene Ontology annotation, cellular component: nucleolus. The transcript is spliced from 2 exons. Gene Ontology annotation, molecular function: mRNA binding. Bases 1 to 2148 code for a protein of 715 amino acids. Lineage: Eukaryota; Fungi; Ascomycota; Eurotiomycetes; Eurotiales; Trichocomaceae.